UGCAACGCCAUCUACCGGAUUAUUGAUAAAUUUCAGUUGUCAAUCAAACAAAAACAUCUCGAUAAAAUACGAAGAAAAAAAUAGUUUACAAUGAUAAAAUGGAGAUAUUGUUGAAAAUCGUACCCACAAAUCCCUUACGAUUAACUGCUUCUAGGAUAUUAUUAACUCAUGUGGCCCAUUAUACCAGAUUAGCAGAGGUGGGGAAAUUGGAAUCCCCUAAAACAUCGGGCAAAUAUGACACAGGACAGUUGAUUUUGCAUAAAGUGUUCGGGUAUAGAGGGGUAAUUCUGUUUCCUUGGCUUGCAAGAGUUUACGAUCGAGACGCUAAUAAUAAGAAGGAAUCAGUGGAGUCUCAAGGCUCUCCGGAGACUUCAGGGGAUUCCUUGUCCAACGUGGGGAAGGAAGUAAAAGGCAGAACCCAUACAUUUUACCAGGUUCUCAUAGAUACAAGAGAUGCUCCAUACAUACGUGCCCAGACAGAAGCCGUAACGUUUCUUGGAAACCAGGAGUCUAGUCGCAGUCUGUAUGCUAUCCCCGGCCUGGACUACGUAGCUCAUGAUGACAUCAUCCCUUACACGUCCGUGGAGCGAGUGCCGCUACAGCAUGAAUUAUUUGACAAGUUUCUUAUGCACAAUGCUGACAAAGAUCCACCAUUCAUAGCGCAAGAGACGCUGCGCGCGUGGCAGAAGAAGAACCACCCGUGGUUGGAGCUGAGCGAUGUACACCGUGAGACCACAGAGGGCGUGCGAGUCACCGUCAUACCCUUCUACAUGGGCAGCCGCGAGUCGCAGAACUCCGCUGUCUAUUGGUGGCGCUACUGCAUCCGGCUAGAGAACCUGGGCCCGCAGGCGGUGCAGCUGCGCGAGCGCCACUGGCGCAUCUUCUCCCUGAGCGGCACGCUGGAGACGGUGCGCGGGCGCGGCGUGGUGGGGCAGGAGCCGGUGCUGGCGCGACACUCGCCCGCCUUCCAGUACAGCAGCCACGUGAGCCUGCAGGCGCCCAGCGGGCACAUGUGGGGCACAUUCAGAAUGGAGCGCGAGGACGGGUACACGUUCGACUGCCGCAUCCCGCCGUUCUCGCUGGAGAGCAAGCCCGACGAGGGCGCCCCGGUCGCGCCCUCCGCCGCCUCGUAACGCCACACGGCUUCACCACGUCACGUUAUUGUUUAACUUCACACCCCUAUUUUGAUGGAAACAAAUGCCGAAACAAAAACGCUAGGUGAACGUUCGCGCUCAUGGGUACACGGGGUUUUUAUUUAGGAUCCAGCUCACUCAGCGCUCCCCAUUUGCCUAGUCAAGUAGUGAAAGCCAUCAGAGGCAAAUCUACAAUAAAUCACAUGAAAAUAGGGUCAUUUCUGUUUACAUUUUAAUAACAAUUUAAUUUUAUUGCCAGUCUGUCGAGCGCGUCGCGACAAAUAAACCAAUAGACGUGCAGUGGCUGCUAAAUCUAACCUUUAUCUAUAGUUUUUGAAUAACCAACUAUUAAAAAUGUUGCCAUCGUUAAAUAAAAACCUAACUAAAAGCACCCUGCUCAAAUUCGGAACUUUGUCUUGGCGAGAGUUAUUUGUUUCCAACAAAACAUCGUCUAAACUUGUCAACGAUACGAGACGCAAACGCCGUGAGCCGUAAGCAAUACGGAACGUCUACGCAAAACUUUGGAUGUGAUGAAUGUUUAUUCUAAUCCUUUAGCUUGUAUUUUUGAACUAGAAAAUUUUAAGUAAAGAUACCUUGUUAUAGCUUUAUUUAUUUGUUGACAAUAUAUUAGAAUUCAAUGUUCAUUGCAUCCGUUAUUCGAGUUGAAAUUUCUUAGUCGUUUGUUUAAUAUAUUGUAAUAGAACCGUAAUAAAUUACAGUAUUCUAAA
Molecule: messenger RNA, 1861 nt
Organism: Pectinophora gossypiella (pink bollworm)
Lineage: Eukaryota; Metazoa; Arthropoda; Insecta; Lepidoptera; Gelechiidae
Gene: POLDIP2
Product: polymerase delta-interacting protein 2
Exons: 6
Coding region: 99-1133 (344 amino acids)
Biological process (GO): error-free translesion synthesis
Cellular component (GO): nucleus; mitochondrial nucleoid
Molecular function (GO): DNA binding
Source: RefSeq, a predicted model, not a curated record